Arabidopsis lyrata subsp. lyrata is the source of this 2241-nucleotide messenger RNA. Its product is annotated as protein ROOT PRIMORDIUM DEFECTIVE 1. Lineage: Eukaryota; Viridiplantae; Streptophyta; Magnoliopsida; Brassicales; Brassicaceae. Gene Ontology annotation, molecular function: RNA binding. Bases 207 to 1448 code for a protein of 413 amino acids. The transcript has 2 exons. The record is from RefSeq and is a predicted model, not a curated record.
AUUUUCUAGGAAGAUAUUGGGGAAGCAACAAGGAAAAUCCCGAAUUGGAUCCCAAAUUAACGGGUUAGUGUGAGCUUAUCCAUGCGGUUAUGCACUCUUCUUCGGACUCGGAGAAACUGUUAUUGUUUUCUCGUCUAGUCUUUCUCAGAGAAGAUUUGUAAUUCAUUUUGUUUGGCGAGGAUUGUGCACACAAGGUGUUUGAUAGAAUGUCUAAACCGUUAUUAUACAGAAGAUGUUCCAUCUCUUCCGGUCUGAUCCAAAUUUUGAGAAUCGAUAUGCUUCGAGAAACUGAAAAUUUCUUCUUGUUUCCUGGAAGUAGAUCGCAAUGGACGGUUGUUCAGGUGCGACACAAGUCUGGUGGAGGAGGAUGGAGACCCAAGCAGAAAGUAUAUCACAGAGUUCAUGAGCUUGAUAAAGCGAUAGACUUGAACAAGAAACCAGCUCUGAUACUCCAGUUGAAAUCUAUUAUUCAGGCGCAGAAACAUGGAAGCCUUCUUCUUAGGGAUCUUGAGAAGCAUGUUGGGUUUGUUCACAAGUGGAACUUAAUGGCUGCCAUUGAGAAAUACCCUUCGAUAUUUUAUGUUGGAGGUGGAAACAAGGAACCUCCUUUUGUUAUGCUGACUGAGAAAGCUAAUAAGAUUGCAGCUGAGGAAGGUGAAGCUACAGAGUCAAUGGAACCUAUUCUGGUUAAUAAUCUUAGGAAGUUAUUGAUGAUGUCUGUUGAUUGUCGAGUGCCUUUGGAGAAGGUUGAGUUCAUCCAAUCUGCAAUGGGUUUGCCUCAAGAUUUUAAGAGUACAUUGAUCCCUAAGUACCCUGAAUUUUUCUCUUUAAAGGUUAUCAAUGGAAAAGUUAAUCUUGUCUUAGAGAAUUGGGAUUCUUCUCUGGCAACCACGGCACGAGAGGAUAGGUUAUCCCGUGAAGGAGUCCCCGAGUCAGUUGGGGACAGAAAGAGGGUCAGGAUAACAAAGGAUGGCAAUUUCUUGGGACGAAAUGCGUUUAAGGUUUCUUUUCCUCCUGGUUUUAGGCCUAACGCAAGUUAUUUAGAGGAAUUUGAGAAGUGGCAGAAAAUGGAAUUUCCAUCUCCUUAUCUUAAUGCAAGAAGAUUUGAUGCUGCAGAUCCUAAAGCUAGGAAACGAGUUGUAGCUGUGCUUCAUGAACUGCUCAGUUUAACAAUGGAGAAGAGAGUGACAUGCGCUCAGUUGGAUGCAUUCCACUCUGAGUAUCUGCUUCCGUCAAGGCUAAUACUUUGCUUGAUAAAGCAUCAAGGGAUCUUCUACAUUACUAACAAAGGAGCAAGGGGUACGGUAUUUCUCAAAGAUGCUUAUGCUGGUUCUAAUUUGAUCGAGAAAUGCCCAUUGUUAUUGUUCCAUGAUAGAUUUGUUGCACUCUGUGGUCGGAAAGAAGUCAAUCUAUCUAAUGAAAUGCAGUCUUCAAGUGUUUUCUCCUAAUCUUAUAUCAAGCAAAUAAGAUUAAGUUUUUAGGACCCUGAACCUGAUAAGCAUUUCACUGUAUCAUAUCUUCUUACCGUCAGUGUCUUCUCAUGUGAAGAAAAGAAACGUACUUGUUAAGAUAUUAAAGUUUCCACCAACAAACAGAAGUGUAAAUAGUAUGUGGUGAUUGAGGAUGCUAACUUUCUGAAAGCCAGAACGUGUCACAGCGUCUGAUAUGGUACCCAAGGGAGAUGUGACUGGCUUAUUGACUAGGUACUGUGAAUGUGAUUUGAACUAUCUCGUCCAUGUGGAGGUUGUGGAUGCAGUUAGUAUUAUAAUACACUUGUUUUUAUCUCUAUGUACACGACUCUCUUGAUUGUUUUCUGGAGAAAACGAUAACGGAAUCUUCUUCGUGUUUACACACGACGGAACAUUUAUUUGAAUGCAGGGAAAGGGGGUCCAGAACUCAUGUGGCUUGUGAAGGCAUCAUGGGAAAAGAGCCAAAGGGAAAAACAAUUAAGUCGCACUCCACAAUCCCCAAUUUUAGACCUGAGUCGCAUUCAUGUUCAAAAACAAAAGUGAUUUUCAGAAGACUUCACACCAAAUCCACUCAGUCUAAAAGAGGGAAAAAAAACCCCAAGAGAAAUAGAGUUUUGCUUUGGCAUUGGUAGGUCACUGAUAUUCCCAUGUAAAAGGAAAACAAAAUGCUCUUAGUGCUUUUUUUUGUAUCGUUUUAAAUUUAUCCCUUUGUGAUUGUCUUUGCCAAAUUCUGUAUCAUCAUUAACCCUUCUAAAAUUUGUAAUUUAAUGAA